Molecule: messenger RNA, 1377 nt
Organism: Mytilus californianus (California mussel)
Lineage: Eukaryota; Metazoa; Mollusca; Bivalvia; Mytilida; Mytilidae
Exons: 2
Coding region: 1-1377 (458 amino acids)
Source: RefSeq, a predicted model, not a curated record
AUGUAUUCCAAAAAUAACGAGAAAUCUUCAAUUGUAAAAUCUAAAUGUAAAGAAGAUAAACAAAGAUCAACAAUUUCAGCACCCAUAGAUCAUGAUUACAUUGUAUCAAAGCCUACUCCUGUUGUGAAAAAUUUAAUGGUAGAGAAAAUCAUGGAUUUUAAAAACAAUUUAGAUAUCAAUGCAAAAACAAUUAUGAAAGAAGCAGACACCGAAAUUCUCAUGUCAGUCAUUAAAACAGAAAACAAAAGAGAAAUUAUCAAACAACUUCUCACAACUGAGGGUUUUAAAGAGAACAUUUUGUGCCUUUUUAUGGAAGAAAUGAAUUUAAUGUCCAAUCUUCUAAGAAAUAGGAAACUAUUUUACGUCAGUGAAUUGAUGAAAAAAAACCCAGAGGAUUUGAAAUCUUUUAAAUGGAAUGAAAUUAUUAGCGAGUUCAUGGUAAAGUUUCCAACAGUUUUCAGUUUAAUAUUAACCAUGUUCUUAACACCAGAGGACAUGGAGAAUAAAGAGAAAAUAGAAGCUAUUAUUCCAAGAAUAGGAAUGGUUUACAGCAUGCUAAUGCAGGGAAGAAACAAAGAGCUCAGCAGAAUUCAACGUGUUACAUCACUGUUUUUGUUUGACAACAUAUGUGAUCAAAAGGUGUUUGACAGGCUUCAGACAGUGGGAGUAUGCCUAAGCUAUGAAAGAAGCUUACAAAUUGUAGAGUUGAUUGGAGGCCAUUUUAAUGAUAAGGUUGUGAAGCUGGUAAAGAACAACAUUCGUUUCAGGAUAAUUGGUGACAACAUCAAUUGGACUGUUGGUGUUCAUGACCAAAGAAUAAACAACAAACAGAAAAUGAUGCAUGCCUUUGGUUCAGCAGUAAUAGUUCAAAACCUGACCUUUACCAAUCUAGACAGAGUUGUACCACAACAGCUAUAUAGUCACACACCGGUUCAAAACUUCAUACCAUCAGAGGAAGACUACAACCAUAUAACAACUGACUAUAUCAUCCUAAUGUCAAGGGUUGUUCUUGAACACAUUCCCUACUUCAAAAGAUUUUCAGAUAUUAUUCCAAUUAACAUCAGUACACCAUGCAGUCCUAACUUGAAAAAAAAGUCAGAAGUUAUACCCUUACCUGUUCUGUUCAAAAAUGAGCAAUAUUAUCAAGAUGUUGUAGGGAUACUUGACUUCUAUGAGAAAUGUUUGAAAGAUGCUCAUGAUAAAGCAGGAAAACAACUCGGUGAUCAAACAUUUCAGAUAGGAGGUGACCAGCUUACAAGAGAGAGAUUCUCAGGAGCAAAGUCACUCAGAGCACACCAUCUUAACCCUGCUGACAAAUUCAGCCACUUGAGUCCAAUAACAUUUGAACUCUUCCAUAUGUUGAUGUCUUACCUCUAA